AAAAUAUUGUUUAAGUAACAACAUCUAUGAAUUAUUGUAUUUUUGCAAUGUAUGAUUUUGCAAUAUUUAUAAAUACACGUGUUCGAAUUAAUUUGUGUUAAAAUAAUACUAUUAUUAAUUUUUCAUGAUUUAUUAAAAAUAAAACCAUUUAUUGAAAACGUAUUUUAUUUGUCAUUCAUCCUCAACAUCUUGGUAGCUGAGCUUCGUGGUUAACGACAGUCUAUCAUGGGUGAUAAUAAAUGUACGGAAAAUAUUGUUCGGGUAUUGGAGCGGUUGACUUCAAGACUUGAAACGUUGGAAUCGAACAAUAGUCGAUCAAACAAUGAUAAUGGUAACGUAAAAAAUAAUCAUGAAAGUUUUGCACUAAAUCAAGUUGUAAAAUACAAUGGUUCGAACAUCAAAAUAUGGCUAUCAACUGUAAAAUCUGCAUUUCGAUCCUGUGGCUAUAGUAGAUUUCUUGAAAGUGAAAUUCUACCUGAUGAUUCUCAAUAUCGAUCAUAUGAAAAUUGUCUCGGUACCAUCCGUUUGAUGUUCGAGUCAAAUAAAUUGGAAAUAAUCGAACACUGCAAAACUGUAUACGAAGUUUGGUCAUAUAUGGCUAAAAUAGAAAAAGAUACGUUUGCUACUGCUGUUCGUAAACACAUGGAACUAACGUCUUGCAGAUAUACAUCGGGUCCACUACGUGUUUGGCUUGAAACCUUGACUGCUAAAUUUGAAGCAGUUGAAUCUGAUUGGUGCCAUUAUAGUGAUCAACAUCGAUGUGUUGUUACAUUGGGUAUGAUCCGAUCCAUUCCUAAAUUUGAACAGUUGUCAGACAGAAUUACUGCUCUACAAACUUGUUCAAUGAAAGAUAUAAUGAAUGCAUUUAUCGAAUAUGAUGAAAAUAUGAAAAUUAAUUCAUUAACAUCAAAAUCGACAUCGGAUAAUCGAGAAGUGGCAAAAAUGAUGAGAAAUCGUAAUAAAAAACAAUUCAAAAAUAAUGUUCAAUGCUCGUAUUGUAAGAAAUUUGGACAUCAAGAAAAAGAUUGUAGAUUUAAAUUUUGGGAUGAAAAACAUAAAUCAUCAUCAUCAUCUACAUCUUCAUCAGUGCCAUCAUCAUCCAAAUCUGCAUCAUCAUCUUCAUCAUCAAAUAAUAAAUCGAAUGGAUCAAAUAAACAAGUUGCAAAAUCAAUUAUAACGAAAAAUAUUGAUAAAUCCUCAAACAUAUGGAUUCUCGAUUCAGGCUGUACCACACAUACCACAGUUGAUGAUAAAAAUCUUAUUGAUCCUGAAUUUAAGAAAAUUCAAUUUGAAACAGCUAGUGGUGAAACAGUUGAAUCUGAAAAAAUCGGUGAUGUCAUUAUUAAACCAAAAGCCAAUCAACAAUUGAUUCUUAAAAAUGUUGCUUUUGGUAAAUUCAACUCGAACUUGAUUUCCAUUCGACAAUUGACCUUGGAUGGAUAUAAAAUAUUUUUAACUCAUUUGACACACACUUGUUCAUUUCUAAAAUCAUUUUUUUCCAAAACAAAGGCAUCAUCAUUGGGUAACUGA
Messenger RNA from Dermatophagoides farinae (American house dust mite), 1530 nucleotides. The record is from RefSeq and is a predicted model, not a curated record. NCBI's taxonomy places the organism in Eukaryota, Metazoa, Arthropoda, Arachnida, Sarcoptiformes, Pyroglyphidae.